AUGAAGAUUUUGCGUUCCACCAAUCAGGCGUUCUUGACAAGGACAUCGGAGAUAAAGUCACGCAUGAGUCCUGUGCAAGGAGCAGGCGGUGCUCCCGCUGUGCGCAUACAGAUAGCCAAGGAACUCCGAGCACUACGAUUCGUCACCAUGGUGAAUUCGUUCCGUCCAGCUGAAGCCGUGGAUCCCAGUGUCGAACGAUACGCAAUGGAUCGCGAGGUUGUGAAGGAGUGCAUGAAAAAGGUUAUCAAAGACCUCAAUGGCAAUCUUCGCAGUAAAAGGUCCUUCUGUCAUCCCUAUCGCCCUUAG
Messenger RNA from Ostertagia ostertagi, 306 nucleotides. The record is from the annotation of a GenBank genome assembly. NCBI's taxonomy places the organism in Eukaryota, Metazoa, Nematoda, Chromadorea, Rhabditida, Trichostrongylidae.